Molecule: messenger RNA, 615 nt
Organism: Suillus fuscotomentosus
Lineage: Eukaryota; Fungi; Basidiomycota; Agaricomycetes; Boletales; Suillaceae
Exons: 4
Source: RefSeq, a predicted model, not a curated record
CUCAAGCUCAAGCGCCAACAGUCACUUUCGCUCACUGGCACCGCCAGUUGCCAUGUUCGCAUGACCUUUUUGUGGAUAAAUUGACUUGUUCUCCACGCUUUCACCGCUCACAUCAGCCCCUUGUAUAUAACUAAGGCAGUCAGCGCGACACCGUGACAUUAUAGCUCCCAUCAUUUUUAGUGCCCACCAAUGGAUCCCCCAACGACCCCCGAGCCGAAGACAAACUAUGAAAAAGGCGAGCAUUAUCUACAAUUAUCGCUGGAAACCUUGGAGGAGCUUUCCAGCUUGUCGAAAGACGAACGUCUUUCAGAAAGUCAAAAAGCUUCCUUCGACAAAGCUUACAGGGCUAGCAAGACUCUAUCCGAAGAGACGAUAAAGAUCAGAAACAAACUGUUGCCACCAAAGAAAUCUUUUCACAAGUUUCUUAUCAAUCUUUUCAUCCGCGAGUCAAGGGGGAAGCGUUUUUACAAAGUCGCAUAUGAAAAUUAUUCAUCCAUCAGAAGAACCUCGGAUGACCUGAACAGAACAUUGGUGUCAGAGAUUGGUGCACUCUUGGGUGAAGAGACUCGGACUAGAGAAACUAAGGGCGAGAACAGAACUCAGUCUUGGUUCAAA